Messenger RNA from Trichoplax adhaerens, 936 nucleotides. RefSeq lists its product as uncharacterized. Bases 1 to 936 code for a protein of 311 amino acids. Gene Ontology annotation, molecular function: prenyltransferase activity. Gene Ontology annotation, biological process: menaquinone biosynthetic process; vitamin K biosynthetic process. Gene Ontology annotation, cellular component: Golgi membrane; endoplasmic reticulum. The record is from RefSeq and is a predicted model, not a curated record. NCBI's taxonomy places the organism in Eukaryota, Metazoa, Placozoa, Uniplacotomia, Trichoplacea, Trichoplacidae. The transcript has a single exon.
AUGGCAGCAACAGCCUCUACUUCCAAUCAAGUUCGAAAUAAGCCAUCACAAGCUAAAUGGCUCGGAUAUGUCUUAGCUUUACGCCCUUGGUCAUUUGCUGCUUCAUUUAUACCAGUAUUACUUGGUUCUGUCCUCUCUUAUAAUUAUAAUUACAACUCGACCCAAUCUUUUAGUUGGCCAAUAUUUCUAUUGACUGUUAUAGUGACGUUGUCGGUACAUGGAGCUGGCAAUUUAGUCAAUACAUAUUAUGAUUUUCAUCGUGGUGUUGAUUACGAUGGUGCAGAUGAUCGGACAUUAAUCGAUCAUUUAUUGACCGCUGAUGAAGUUGUUCGAUUUGGUGCCAUCUUGUACACAAUAGCCUGUUUUGCAUUCGCUGUUAUUGUUUGCUUUUCACAGGCCAGAAUGGAAGUUUUAGCUUUCGUUUUCUUCGGAGGGCUCUCGGGCUCAUUUCAGUAUACUGGAGGUUUCGGUUUCAAAUAUUAUGCAUUGGGCGAUAUCAUGAUCUUUAUCAGCUUUGGUCCAAUUGCCGUUUUAUUCGCUUUCAUUGCCCAAGCUGGUGUUUGUGUUGUUAGAGUUGUAUACUAUGCUAUUCCUUUAGUGCUAAUAACAGAAGCUAUCUUGCAUAGCAAUAACGCUCGUGAUCUUGAGUCUGACAAGCGUGCAGGUAUAAUUACACUUGCUAUCAUCCUAGGUUACAAACGCUCAUACAUAUUGUACGUUAUACUACUAUUUACACCUUAUCUUAUCUUCGCUUGUAUGGCUAUCAUUUCGUCGCCAUUCUAUGCGUUGCCAUUAAUAACGCUCUACGGCGGAUUAAACUUGGAAAAGCAAUUCCGACAAGGAAACCUCAGAAAGUUGCCUGUUGAAACAGCUCGUUUAAAUUUGCUAUUAGGGAUCAUGUAUGUGCUCAGUUGCUUUCUAACUGGAGAUAUUUAA